Molecule: messenger RNA, 4751 nt
Organism: Xenopus laevis (African clawed frog)
Lineage: Eukaryota; Metazoa; Chordata; Amphibia; Anura; Pipidae
Gene: cep162.L
Product: centrosomal protein of 162 kDa
Exons: 28
Coding region: 185-4534 (1449 amino acids)
Biological process (GO): cilium assembly
Cellular component (GO): centriolar satellite; centriole; nucleoplasm
Source: RefSeq, a predicted model, not a curated record
CGCCAGUCAGUUUUAUAGAGGCGCACUCCCGUCCCUCCUUCCUUUCCCGGAAGUAACGUCACAUUAAACAGUCGGCGCUAAUAACCUAGCAACGCCGGGUUCGCUGGCGCAUUCAACAGAUAUUGAAGAGAAAGUUAUUGCCUUUGAAUGCCUAAAGAACAGACAAACUCAGAACAAAACAAACAUGGCCUAUCGGAUGUCCAAAGAGGAACUGGAUGAACAGUUUGAGCAGUUUUUGAAAGAGUCUCUUUCAGAUGAUUCAUUCGAUGGUUCCAAAAGGUCUUCUGUGCUUGAAAAUCUUGGAAAACCUAGAAAUCAUAAAAACAACAAAAACAACAAAAAGGACUCUUCCUCUUGGUGGACUCCUGAAGAUGAUUCUGAUGAUGGAGAAGCAAAACCACGAAAAUAUUUAAAGAAGCAACAAGAGAAUAAGACAUCAAUUCUUAGUAACAAAACUAAUGAAAAUGUUGGCAAGUCCUGUGUCUCAAGCUGCCAUGCUGAUUUGCUUUCUCCAUCUCGAAGCUUUAUAAAAUCAAAAAGAGCAUCCCUACCAAUUAAAGAGGAGGAGGAGGAAAACGAACAUAUUGAAGAAACGCUGCAAUCAAAUCAGGACCAUGUGUCUGCAUCAAUUGAUAGAGACAGCUUAGAUGUUGAUGAUUCUGUUGUUGCAUCUGGACCAAAUCAAACUGUUCUUGGAGUUGGACUGGACACUUUAGAAGAACAAGAAGAAAAAGAACGGUUUUUUGCUAGACUUGAAAACGGAGCCUCGUCUACAGUUGAUUAUUCUAAAUUAAACAAAGGAUUGGAUUCUACCGAUUCAUCAAAACUCACAGCUUUAAUAUGCUAUAACGAAGAACCAAAAUCUAUACAAGAUGAUGAUGAUGAUGAUAGUGAUAAGAAGGGUAAAACCAGAGAUUCUUCAGGAAGCUAUAGUGAAGACUUUGAAGAUGACGGAGAUUCUAGUCAUCAUAAGAACAAAGAGGAAAAAGACCACGCCAUUGUUGAUAAUUUGAACUUAAAAAAGGAAGAAGAAAAGCCUGGAAUGUUAGCUAAAGUAAUGUUAUUAGAUUCAUUGGAUUCAACAAUGGACGCUCAAAAGUAUCUACAAGAAACAGGAACUCGCACGUCACAGGGUACCAGAGAGGCAAUGGGCACAGGUGUUUCCAAUGUAUACACUAAUAGUGAUGUUGAAGCAUUGCAAAUAGCUUACAAACACAUACAGUCAAUGGAAGAUACUGAUGAACAAAAAAGUUAUAAGACAAUGGACCAUACAAACACAGCCUUCGAAGAUAUCCCAGACUCGAUUGAAAAGAGCCUCAAAAAAUUAUCCACUGCUGAGUCAGAUGUACCUACAGUGGAUGAAUUGAUGCAGCAUAUUAGAAGAGAAACACUCAGUGACAUUGACUAUGAUGUAAAUCCUUCAAGCCAGAUGAGGACAGAUUACAUAUACCAGUACACAGCUAAGAAGCUACAAGACACAGAAAAGUUACACAAUGUCUCAGAAUGGAAUGCUGAAAAAAUGGAAGAGAAAAGUGAAUUUUUUACUUCAGACACUGAAAUACAAUUUAUAAACAGUAGAGAUCCACUAACUCUCAAAAGCUCUGUUGGAGAUGAAAGAUUGGGGCAUCAGGUUGAUUCCCUGCUUCCAGAUGAAAGAAAUAGCCACGACUUGUUCAAUCUUGAUCAGAAUUUAAAUACAUUUGGCAUUGUGCAUGGCCACAAACUGACUAAGGACAAGAGUCCCACAUCACUUCCAAAGAAACCUCAUAAUCUGUAUGCUCACGUUCGAAGCUCUGGAUAUGGGAAAAGCAGCACACGCUUGAAAACACCCACACUUGCUGUGAAAUUCAAUUCAGAGGAAUAUCCUGUUAAACCAAAAGAUACGUCACCUGAUAGAAAAGGUGCAUUGCCUACCACCAGGACCAUAAGAUUGACAGGUACUGAAACUGUUCCAAAGCAAAGCCAGAAGGAUUAUUCUUUACAGCACAACCAAAAAAGUGUUCCUCAAAUGGAUUUUGAUAAAUCAGAAACUGUGUUUCAACAUGAUAAGAAUGAUUCUUUUAGAAGCACAUCCGGAUUCCAUGUCGAGAAUAACGCUUCUCAGUCCUUAAACAUGAGUGAUGCUGAACUCAAUAUGUUUCUGAAACUGCAGAACAUAGAGGAAAAAUUAAAUUCAGAUCAAACACAUUCUAAAAUUCUUAGAGAAGAGUUCUCAAAAAAAGAGGAAGAAUGUCUACAGAAAAUAGAAGACUUAAAAACAAAACAUGAUGCAGAACUCCAUCAGCUUAAACAGGAAAAUUAUAUCCUUCUAACAAAGUUACAUACUAUGGAAGAUAAAGGCAUAAAAAAGCUACAUCUUGGUGACCCAAAGAAUCCUAUGACAGAUGAGAAGGUACAACAAAUACGCAAAGAAAUAGAGGAGCAGGAAAAACUCCUUCAGGGUUAUCAACAGGAGAAUGAAAGACUGUAUCAACAAGUCAAAGAGCUUCAAGCCAAAAACAAGCAAAAUGAAGAAUUAAUGUUCCAAGAGAAUCAGUCAUUAAAAGCUAACCUUCUCUCUUUAAGAGAGCAGCUGAGUAAAGCCACAAUAACCCAUCAGCGCCCACCAGAUAUUUCUGAAAAAUUUAAUAGCGAGAGCUUUACAGACUUACUGGUUGAACUGCGUACUGUCAAGAAGCAAGAGGCCGGUUUGCUUGAUGAGAUUUCUAGACAGAAGCAAGACAAACAGGCUUUAGAAGUAGAUUUGUUGCAGAUGAGGAAGGAGAGAGACAAUUUAAAAACUCUGCUCACUCAUGCCUCAGGUGAUAAAUCCUAUGAAAUGAAGAUUAUGGAAGAGACCUAUAAACAGGAAAUAAAUGUCUUAAACAAGAAACUGAAGUGGUUUGCAGAGAACCAGGAACUUUUGGAUAAAGAUGCCGGUCGUCUCAGAAAUGCCUAUGAACAAAUAGAGACUCUAAAGAUGCAGGUUGAAAAACUUCAAAAUGAAACUGGAAAUCAGUGUGUACAGCAGCAAAAGCGUCCAAAAGAAAGAGCUGCAGAUGCAAAGCGUAUUCAAGAUCUUGAGCGACAGGUUAAGGAGAUGGAGGGAAUUAUUAAGCGAAGACAUCCUAAUUCGAUCCCUGCACUGAUUUUUGCUGCUGCAGCUGCUCCUGGAGGUGACGAUAAAGAUUCAGCCAAAACAAAUACCAUUGCGUUUUUAGAAAGAAGAGUUAAAAAGUUAGAAACAGAUCUUGAAAGUAAAGACGAUGAUGCAAAGAAAAGUCUGCGCACCAUGGAACAGCAAUUCCAAAAAGUCAAGAUUCAGUAUGAAAGUAGAAUACAUGAACUUGAAGAAUUGCUUACUCACAAACUUAUAAAUGACCCUCAACAAUCUGACAAUUCAACAAAAUCCCAAAAAUUUAAGGAAGAACUUUUGAUAUGCAAAGAAACUCACCAAGCAACAAUACAAAACCUUCAAAGGCAAAUAGAUUUGCUCAGAGAAAAUAAUUUAGUUUUAGAAAACAACGAAAGAAAGAAAGCAGCAAAUUUGUCUGGCAUUGGUACUAAAGUAGAAGAGGCUUCUAAUAAAGAUCUUAUUGUAAAGCUCAGCCAAGAACUGGUAGCCAAACGCACAGAGAUUCAAGACCUCACAAAAACAGUUGAAAGACUUCAGAAGGAGAGAAUGAUCAUGCUUUCUGUAAAGAACCCUUCAAUUAACGCUGGUGAUAAAAAGAGCUCUGAUCAAGCUAGAACGGAUAUUUCUGCCCCUGGUAAAAGGAGCAUUGCAGACAGUAUGAGUUUUCCUGAAACUUUAGAUGAGAAACUGUAUCAUCCAGGGACAUUUGCAGAUAUUCACAUCUCUGAUGUACAAGAAGAAAAUGCUGCAUUAAAAUAUGAAGUGGAAAGACUGUCUUUAAAGAUAAAUGAACAGAAAGAGACAUUUCAAGCCUUGUUAUAUCAAGGAGAAUGCACUAUUAAGAGGUUAAAAGAAGAAUCUUCUGAGCAAGCUGCUGCCCUGAAACUCUUACAUCAGAAAGAGGUAGAAAAACGUAUUUGCCAGCAUGCCAUUGAACAUUCAUCAUCUAAAGUUGCUGAGCUGAGCAGUAAAAUAUCUACUCAGGAGAUACUCAUAAAGCAUCUUCAAACACAAGUGAAGGAGCUACAGAAGGAUAGAGAAUCGCUGGCUAUCUACCGAAUCCGAGAAGAAACUCUACAACAAGAGGUUGCAAAACUCUUCGAGGAGUUAAAAGAGGCAAAAGAGUGCCACAGUCCUGAAAUGAAACACUUUAUAGCACUGGAAAACAAGAUAAAGUAUAUGGAAGUAAGACAUUUACAGAGGGAGCAGGAGCUUCAACAGAUAAUACAGCAGACUCGUCAUGUGGCAUCAAAUGAGCAAACCGAAGAGACAGACAAGUGGAAAAAACUUGCACAACAGAAGAAUACAGAACUGGAAAAAUUCCGAACUGAACUGGAUGCAAUAUUGGAUGUUCUGAGAAUGCUCCAAAGACAAGGUGUUGUUAUUCCUGAAGUGACCUCUCAAAGAACUGUUACAUGAGUCUGCUGGAAAAUACCACCUUGUUUCAGUUACAACAGUAUCUAUUAGGAGGCUGUUUAAAAUGCUGUACUAUAUAUAUAUUGUACGAGUAUAUAAAUGUAAAAUAUAUAUGUACAUUGUAUACAGAGACACUAAAUAUUUAAUAUUUUUAUUUAUUUAAAUUAUAUUUUGUUUGCAUAAAAUCUUUUCAAAUACCGUAACUGUGUCUUUACGUUAU